Messenger RNA from Aspergillus pseudonomiae, 2181 nucleotides. It is a transcript of the gene dppV, whose product is annotated as dipeptidyl peptidase DppV. Bases 1 to 2181 code for a protein of 726 amino acids. The transcript has 8 exons. Gene Ontology annotation, molecular function: serine-type endopeptidase activity. Gene Ontology annotation, biological process: proteolysis. NCBI's taxonomy places the organism in Eukaryota, Fungi, Ascomycota, Eurotiomycetes, Eurotiales, Aspergillaceae. The record is from RefSeq and is a predicted model, not a curated record.
AUGGGAGCUCUUCGGUGGCUCUCCAUUGCAGCUACUGCCUCGACCGCGUUGGCCCUCACCCCUGAGGGCCUGAUCAGCGCUCCGCGGAGGUCGGAAGCGAUCCCUAACCCUUCUGGUGAUGUCGCGGUGUUCUCGCAAUCGCAAUACUCUUUCGAGACCCACAAGACUACCUCGCAGUGGAACGUGCUGGACCUGAAGUCGGGCGAGAUCAAGCUCCUGACGAAUGACAGCGAUGUCUCCGAGAUUGUCUGGCUGGGCUCGGAUGAUUCGACCGUUCUCUAUGUCAAUGGCACCAAUGCCGACAUCCCGGGAGGUGUAGAAUUGUGGGUGUCGGACAUCUCCGAUUUCGCCAAUGGAUACAAAGCAGCUUCAUUGCCGGCUGCUUUCUCUGGCUUCAAAGUCGUCACCACUGACUCCGGCGAUGUGCGCUACAUCGCAUACGCCGAGUCGUGGGCAAACGGCACAGCAUACAACGAAGAGCUUGUGGCAAAGCCUCUGAGCUCUGCUCGCAUCUAUGACAGCAUCUACGUGCGCCACUGGGAUUACUACCUUACCACCCGAUUCAAUGCUGUGUUCUCUGGCACCUUGACCAAGUCGGAGGGCAAGGGCAAGGCUACCUACAAGGCUGCUGACGGAGGUCUCAAGAACCUCGUCUCCCCUGUCAAGAAUGCUGAGAGCCCCUACCCGCCUUUUGGUGGCGCCUCUGACUAUGACCUCUCCCCUGACGGCAAGUGGGUUGCUUUCAAGAGCAAGGCACAUGACGUCCCACGUGCCAACUACACCACUGCAUAUAUAUUCCUUGUCCCCCAUGACGGAUCGAAAACCGCUGUCCCAAUCAAUGGACCCGAUAGCCCCGGCACCCCCGAGGGUGUCAAGGGUGACGCCGGCAGCCCGGCGUUUUCCCCGGAUAGCAAGAAGAUUGCCUACUGGCAGAUGGCCGAUGAGUCUUACGAGGCAGACCACCGUACCUUGUACGUGUACACUCUCGACUCUAAGAAGACUAUUCCUUCCCUUGCAGCAGACUGGGACCGGUCUCUCGACUCCGUGAAAUGGGCAGAUGAUGACAAUCUUAUCAUUGGCGUUGAAGACGCAGGCCGCAGCCGUUUGUUCUCCAUCCCAGCAGAUGCCGGCAACGACUACAAGCCUAAGAACUUCACCGACGGCGGUGUGGUAUCUGCUUACUACCAAUUGCCUGACUCCACCUAUCUGGUCACCGCGAGUGCCCUCUGGACCAGCUGGAACGUCUACAUCGCUAGCCCCGAAAAGGGCGUGAUUAAGACGUUGGCCACUGCCAACAAGAUUGACCCUGAGCUGAAAGGCCUGGGUCCCGAAGUCAUUGACGAAUUCUACUAUGACGGUAACUGGACCAAGAUCCAAGCCUGGGUUAUCUACCCCGAGAACUUCGACAAGACCAAGACCUACCCCCUUCUCUACUACAUCCACGGUGGACCUCAGAGCUCGUGGCUCGACUCCUGGAGCAGCCGCUGGAACGCCAAGGUCUUCGCCGACCAGGGAUACGUAGUCGUUGCACCCAACCCAACCGGAAGCAGUGGCUUCGGUGAUGCCCUUCAGGACGCCAUCCAAAACCAAUGGGGAGGCUACCCCUACGAAGACCUCGUCAAGGGCUGGGAAUACGUCAACGAGAACUUCGACUUCAUCGACACUGACAACGGCGUCGCCGCAGGUGCCAGCUACGGCGGAUUCAUGAUCAACUGGAUCCAAGGCAGCGAUCUGGGCCGCAAGUUCAAGGCCCUGGUCAGCCACGACGGCACAUUCGUCGCCGACGCCAAGGUCUCGACCGAAGAACUGUGGUUCAUGCAGCGCGAGUUCAACGGCACAUUCUGGGAUAACCGCGAGAACUACCGUCGCUGGGACCCCUCUGCCCCCGAGCGAAUCCUCAAAUUCAGCACUCCCAUGCUCGUCAUCCACAGCGAUCUCGACUACCGUCUCCCCGUCUCAGAGGGUCUCUCUCUCUUCAAUAUCCUCCAGGAACGCGGUGUCCCUAGUCGAUUCCUUAACUUCCCGGAUGAGAACCACUGGGUCCAAAACAAGGAAAACAGCCUCGUCUGGCACCAACAGGUCCUGGGCUGGUUGAACAAGUACUCGGGCGUGGAAGAGUCCAACGAGGAUGCCGUCAGCUUGGAUGAUACUGUCAUUCCUGUUGUGGAUUAUAACCCGUGA